UCGCCCGUUUCCCUCUCGCUCUCUCUCUCUCUCGCUCUCUCUAAAACCCUUUUUAGUAGCCUCUCUCUCUCUCUCUCUCUCUCGCUCUCUCUUCUCGACCCAAUUAGGGUUGUAGGGUUCGCGUUAGGGUUUAGGAAGAGACGAGAUGGUCGCGGACAAGGGGAAGAAGACGAAGGCCGACGCGGAGCAGGAGAGUGACCCCGUCGACGGGGCGCUUGUGAUGUCCAUCGAGAAGCUCCAGGAGAUCCAGGAUGAGCUCGAGAAGGUUAAUGAGGAGGCAAGCGAUAAGGUUUUGGAGGUGGAACAGAAAUAUAAUGAGAUACGUAGACCUGUCUACCUUAAGCGGAAUGAAAUAAUCAAAUCCAUUCCAGACUUCUGGUUAACUGCGUUUCUCAGUCAUCCUCUCCUUGCUGAUCUACUAAAUGAGGAAGAUCAAAAGGUUUUCAAGUACUUAGCUUCAUUAGAUGUCGAAGACUGUAAAGAUGUCAAGUCUGGCUACUCCAUUAUAUUUAACUUCUCCCCUAACCCAUACUUUGAAGACACCAAGCUUGUAAAGACAUACUCAUUCACUGAGGAAGGAACGACUAAUAUAAAUGGUACAAAAAUUAAGUGGAAGGCGGGCAUGAAUAUUGCCAAUGGAAAUGCCCAUGAGAAGAAAGGGAGCAAGCGCCCCUUCACUGAGGAGAGUUUCUUUAGCUGGUUUAGCGAAAAUCACCAGAAGAAUCUCGCUGACGGAGUCUCAGAUGAGGUGGCUGAGAUUAUCAGGGAAGAUUUGUGGCCUAAUCCUCUGAAGUAUUUCAACAAUGAGGCCGAUGAGGAUUUUGAUGGAGAUGAGGAUAAUGAAGAGGGAUCUGAAGGCGAGGACGGAGAGCAAGACGACGACGAAGAAGAAGACAACGAUGAGGAAGAGAACUAAGCUCUCCUCCGAAACUCAAACCUCUUUGGAAUCGGCUCUUGCAUCUUCGUCCGCGGAACAUUCUACCCAAAUUUGUUAAUAUGAAGUUUCGGAAUCAUGGGAUCCCCUCCGCCCACCCUUUGCUUCAAGCUUCAUGGAUGUUUCACCUCCCCAGCCUUCUCUUUGAAGCUCUUUUCCCCUCUUUCCUGAAGCUUAUUAAUUAUAAAGAUCUUUCCUGAAGCUUAUUAAUUAUUUUUCUUUAUUAUUCAUAAAGAAAAGCUAUUAUAUGUCUCUCUUAUAUGAAAAACGUAAAAAGAGUCAUAAAUUUAUUACCAGAGUAUCGGUUCUUAUAAUUCAGUUAUGUUUGACUCAUGAUCAUUUAUUUGGAGAACUCGCUCAAACUAUAGAAAACAUAAUAGCAGUUUCGUUGAA
This is a messenger RNA of Ananas comosus (pineapple), 1327 nucleotides long. Its product is annotated as NAP1-related protein 2-like. Gene Ontology annotation, biological process: nucleosome assembly. NCBI's taxonomy places the organism in Eukaryota, Viridiplantae, Streptophyta, Magnoliopsida, Poales, Bromeliaceae. The record is from RefSeq and is a predicted model, not a curated record. The coding region runs from base 146 to 916 and encodes 256 amino acids. The transcript is spliced from 10 exons. Gene Ontology annotation, molecular function: histone binding; chromatin binding. Gene Ontology annotation, cellular component: nucleus; chromatin.